This is a messenger RNA of Lobosporangium transversale, 3009 nucleotides long. RefSeq lists its product as hypothetical. The coding region runs from base 26 to 2836 and encodes 936 amino acids. NCBI's taxonomy places the organism in Eukaryota, Fungi, Mortierellomycota, Mortierellomycetes, Mortierellales, Mortierellaceae. The transcript is spliced from 2 exons. Gene Ontology annotation, molecular function: protein binding. The record is from RefSeq and is a predicted model, not a curated record.
CCUCAUCCAUCCAAGUACCACCGACAUGGCGGAGCAUCAAUACCAACAAUUCCGAAAGGCUGGCAUUAUUGAGAGAGUUUGUGUCAGAAUUGCUUCUACCUUUGCAAACAAUGGCAGCUCGUCCUGCCAUGUGAGUCUGCAAGACAUUCGAGACGUGUUUCCAGAUGCACAACGAUUCAAACUGGAGGAACUUCCCAUUCCAUUCCUCAUAGACCCUAAUGGGAACAGAGUCGAGCCACCAUGCAUUGCAUUUUAUCCUUACAAGAUCCUGGAUGUCAUUACAGAAGCGCCACAGUUAGGCAACAGCAAUAGCAGCAGCAGCAGCACUGAAGCUAGCAGUGCCAACACCAGCAGCACCAACACCAACACCAACACCAACACCAACACCAGCACAAAUACCAACACCGACAAUACCAACAGCAAUAGCAACAGCAAUCACAGUGCCGCCAUCCACUUGCCUACAUUCAGAAAGUCAGCAAAGUAUGCUCGGGAUACUCUUUCACCAUUGUCAAACUUGAUCCAAUCUUUCAAUUCACUCCUUACUACUCGCAACAAUGCAUAUAUCGAGGUGGUCAACUUUAACCUUGAGAAGGUUGCGGAUUUGCUCUUGGAGGCCGAAGAGAAGGACGACAAGGUGGCUAACCUGCUUUUGGAAACCAAAGAGAAGGACAGCGAGAUGUUUAAACUGCAAGAGAAGAUGCUUAAACUGCAAGAGGAGAUGCUUAAACUGCAAGAGGAGAUACUUAAACUGCAAUUGGAAGCUAAGGAGAAGAAUGAAAAAAUGCAGCAUCAAAGCCUCGACAAACUUGCCUUGCUUCAACAGCAUGUUGAUGCUAUUCUCACCCAGAAUGCUGGACUUCACGAAUGUCUAUUUUCCCGACUAUUUAUCAUUUUACCUGUCGACCACACCAAGUGGGACCCAAUGAAUGUCUUGAAGAACAAGCUCCGUGUUCAUUUCCUAUGUGAAUGUGGAGACCACACUACAAUGACAAGCAAGAGUAGUCAGAGUCAACUCCAUAUUGCCAAUCAUGAUGGAUACGAGAUCCGAGACAGCGCGAGAUUCUUCCGCAAGUAUGGAAAGCACAUAUUCAUCCUCUUGCAGUGGCUCAAGCUAGGAAUGUCCUCGUCUACAUCUCUGGCACUAUCCCAAGAUUCGAUAGAUGCCGGUAUCGAUUGUUCAAUCGACUAUAUGGAAGCACUCUCUAAAGAGGACCCAACCUUGAACAGCAUUACUACAAUCGAUGACUAUGAUGACCUGAACGGAUCUGAUUUUCAAAAUAUGAGGACAACCCUUCGAGUCAAUGAUGAAAGCAGGCAAUUUGGGGAUAUGUACAGGAUCAUGACCGAAACAGGCCGCACCAAAUGGGUUUGUCUCGACCACUGUCGCUCGAUGUAUGAAGAAAAAGAACAGAAGGCAUUUAUAAAUGCAGUGAAAGUGAAUAGUGGCAAAUAUAACUCGCAUCUUGGUAAAUUAACUAUCACAUUGGAGUCCAGAGAGAGAGCUAAAGAGCUCUUCGAUGCACUAAGCAGUUCAAUACGAGUUUACGAGUUGGAUAUCACAUUUGACUGGGAUUGGACUGAGAUUGAUCUUGAAGCAUUUGAGAGUGCUUUGGCAGUGUCGAGUGUAUCGAAUCUUCGACUUGGACUUGCACGGACUCAAGGAAACACCGAGAUAAAAGCACCUUCAACAUCCGGGCGAUAUGAAAGACUUAUUCGAAUCAUGGAGCUCAGUAAUAUGAAAACAAUCCAUAUCGCUCUAUCUCAGGAUCUCAUAAAGCUUCUCAGUUUACGGCCCAGAAGAUCGUCACGCCUUCAUAAGCUGACAUAUGAGAUGAAGGCUCAAUUGACUGGAACCAUUGAAUUACAAGGAGUUGUAAAUUCACUCAAGACUAGCACGACAUUGACGAUUUUGAACUUGAGUAGCGGCUCAAUCGGGGGUGAAGGGACUCUGGCGCUGUCAGGAGCGCUCAAGGCUAAUACUAGUUUGACAACUUUGAACUUGAGCUACAACAGAAUUGGAAAGGAAGGAGCUCUGGCAUUGUCAGAGGCACUCAAGGUUAACACUAGUUUGACGACAUUGGACUUGAGCUACAACAGAAUUGGAAAGGAAGGAGCUCUGGCAUUGUCAGAGGCGCUCAAGGCCAAUGCAACUUUGGCGACGUUAAGCUUGAGUAGCAACUCGAUUGGAAAGGAAGGAGCUCAGGCAUUGUCAGAGGCACUCAAGGUUAACAAUAAUCUGUCGACUUUGAGCUUGGGUGACAACUCGAUUGGAAAGGAAGGGGCUCUGGCACUGUCAGAGGUGCUCAAGGCCAAUGCAACUUUGGCGACGCUAAGCUUGUGGGGCAACUCGAUUGGAAAGGAAGGAGCUCUGGCAUUGUCAGAGGCGCUCAAGGCCAAUGUAACUUUGAUGACUUUGCACUUGGGUGACAACUCGAUUGGAAAGGAAGGGGCUCUGGCACUGUCAGAGGUGCUCAAGGCCAAUGCAACUUUGGCGACGCUAAGCUUGUGGGGCAACUCGAUUGGAAAGGAAGGAGCUCUGGCAUUGUCAGAGGCACUCAAGGUUAACACUAAUUUGACGACUUUGAAUUUGAAUGCCAACUCAAUUGGAAAGGAAGGAGCUCUGGCAUUGUCAGAGGCACUCAAGGUUAACACUAAUUUGACGACUUUGAAUUUGAAUGCCAACUCAAUUGGAAAGGAAGGAGCUCUGGCAUUGUCAGAGGCGCUUAAGGUCAAUGCAACUUUGACAGUUUUGGGCUUGGCGGUCGACUCGAUUGGAAAGGAAGUAGAUCUGGCAAUUUCGGAAGCACUCAAGGAAAACACGGUUUUAACUCAAUAAGUAAGAACGCCUUAGGCGUCAAAUAAGGGACACCGAUGCUGUUAGACAUACUCAGGACUGACUGGUCAACAUUGGAUCGUUUUUGGGAUACUUGAUUGAUUGAUAGUUGAAAUAGUUCUGGAAUAGUUAAAGAAAAUAGUCUGGUUUAAAUAAAAAGCUUGCUUGUAACAGCC